GGGCUUGGCCUAGCAUACAAUGUCGAUUACCGCAGCUCAAGCUUGUUUUCUUUGUUCACUUCCAAAGCAAUCUAUUACUCGCUCUUCUUCUCCUCUAAAUCCUUCUUUUCCUCGCUUUAUCUCUAACUCUCCUGUCUUUGCUGCUCCAUCCACUGUUACUCCUGUUGUGGAAAUGGGGCACAUCGAGAGAUUGACAUCUGGUUUCGAGAAGUUCAAGUCUGAGAAUUAUGAGAAAAACCCUGAUCUUUUUGGUGAACUCGCAAAAGGGCAGAGCCCCAAGUUCAUGGUGUUUGCCUGCGCGGAUUCAAGGGUGUGCCCAUCGGUGGUGCUCAACUUCCAGCCUGGUGAGGCCUUCACCAUCCGCAACAUUGCCAACAUGGUCCCACCUUAUAAUAAGACAAAAUAUGCUGGAGUUGGGGCUGCCAUUGAGUACGCUGUGCUUCAUCUCAAGGUGGAGAACAUUGUGGUGAUGGGCCACAGCCGCUGCGGUGGAAUUAAAGGACUCAUGUCCAUGAGUGAUGAUGGGUCCACAAGCACUGAUUUUAUUGAGGAUUGGGUGAAGAUUGGAUGGCCAGCAAGGGAAAAGGUCAAGUCCACUAGUGGGGACUUGCCCUUUGAUGACCAAUGCACCACAUGUGAAAAGGAGGCUGUGAAUGUUUCUAUUGAGAAUCUGAAGACUUAUCCAUUUGUGAAAGAAGGUUUGGAGAAGGGAACUCUUUCACUUGUUCCGUCUCACUACUGUUUUGUCACCGGUAAGCUUGAGACCUGGUAAAUAAUGAUAAUAAUCAUAAUAAUAAUAAUAAUAACCUCUCUCUGGUCCCUUUUGUAUUAAGUCUUGAUUGUAAUAGACUUAUUAUGAGUUUCUGAUUCGGUGAUAUUAUGUAAUAUCUCUGUAAUUUGGUCCUCUAUGACCAAGAACAAUAAUCUAAUGCAAUCCAGAGUUUAUUCUCGUGCCA
Messenger RNA from Dioscorea cayenensis subsp. rotundata (Guinea yam), 956 nucleotides. Its product is annotated as carbonic anhydrase, chloroplastic-like. The transcript is spliced from 8 exons. Gene Ontology annotation, biological process: carbon utilization. Gene Ontology annotation, molecular function: zinc ion binding; carbonate dehydratase activity. The record is from RefSeq and is a predicted model, not a curated record. Bases 20 to 772 code for a protein of 250 amino acids. Lineage: Eukaryota; Viridiplantae; Streptophyta; Magnoliopsida; Dioscoreales; Dioscoreaceae.